ACAACGAUUGGGUGCUGUAAUAGCUAUCGUCCAAUAUUGUUAUUCCUAUAAGAACCGUCUAUUUACAAUACUUAUUGGAGUCAAUUAACACGGUUUGAAAAUAUCAUGAUGCAUCAAAAAUGGAAUAAGUCCAGAGCAAUUUGUGGCCAAAACAAUCAACCGAUUACAGUCGAGAAGAAACUGGAGAAAAAAAUUGGGCUGUGACGUGAUUUGCGACGAAGGUUUUAUUUGUUGGAUACAGUGACAGCACAAUGCCCAUCUAUAAAACUUGAUAAGGAUAUAUGAUGCUGAGGAGUACACCAUAUGUAAACAUUCAACUGACGCCGUUCGUCUUCAUUAAGUUUCAACCAGUAUAUAAUUUCAAACUAUUUUAUCAUGUGACCCGGAGAUCUAUACAGCACUAGUACGAUUCCUGUCUGGAACCCCACGCACGAAUCUCCAAUGUAACAGUAUCCAACGGUUGUCGGCUGACUUACUCCAUGAAAAGUUAUGCCGAUGAUAAAAAUGACGGAGGCGGUGAGUUCAGUUCAAACCAUACCGUUCAGUGAAGAGACGAUCGAACCAAAACGCGUUCAAUUGCCGCUGAAAACUGCAUCCAAAAGAAAUAAAAACAAAACGUAGAUUCGAUCGGGGUUGGAAAAGGCAUCACAUUCAUUCAGCGUUGUUGCGAUAACGAAAAUCACUUUUAUCUCUCGACGACACAUUUGAGAGCAAUUGGGGAGGAGACGUUCCAUCGCGAUACGCAGCACUAAUUCGGCCGGAUCGCAUCGGUGCAACCCCACAAUAACAGCGCGCGGGAAUUGAACUCACGUGAUUUGUCCGAGCAAAACAGUGAAAUGUUAAAUAAGGCACAAAAACUGCUGCUCGGGAUAGUAUUGCUAGUGCUAGUCGAUAUCAUCUGGGUGUCUUCGAGUGAACUGACCAAGUUUCUUUACGAUGACGAAAACUACGAUAAGCCGUUUUUCUGCACCUACUUUAAGUCGUCCAUGUUCACAAUCUAUCUGGUAUUCCUGGGGCUCAUUGCUCCGUGGAAGGAGAGUUGCAACCGAAAUGGAAACUAUGCGCUCAUGGAAGCGACCGAAGAAGACGAUAGCUUUUACGGCAAUGGAGCUUCUAGCUUGAGCGAUUCUUCCUUCGUUCCGAUCAAAGCGGACGCCCAGGUGUCCGGAACCGAGAGCGAUGACUCCAGCAUACGAAGCGUACGGUUUAGCAAGGUGGCCGAAGUUCGGGAAAUGUCUCCCCACGAAGCCACGGAGGCCCUCAUGUCGAGGCUUUCGUAUGCGGCCAGUUUACGGGUUCGCCGGCAAAAAUCACAUCACAAGACUGCUCGCACGGCACUGAUGUUCUCGAUUCUGUGGUUCAUCGCCAACUACAUGUUUCAACUGGCAUUGGAGCCGAGCGAAACCGCCAUGGUCACCUUGUUGAGUUCAACCUCCAGCCUCUUCACGUUGGUCCUGGCAGCCAUGUUUCCUUCGUCGUGCGGUGACAAGCUCACCGUAUCGAAAAUCUUUGCAGUACUACUGAGCAUCUCCGGGGCGGUCAUGGUUUCCCUAUCGGAGAUCAACGAGCCCAAGAUGACCCGGGGGAUCGUACUGGCCAUUACGAGCGCCUUCUUCUAUGCGUCCUACCUGGUGCUAGUCAAGCGAAAAAGUGAUACCGAGGAGAAGAUCAACAUUCCGCUGUUCUUCGGCUUCGUGGGCAUGUGGAACCUGCUGCUACUGUGGCCUCUGCUGUUCGUACUUAACUUCUCGCAGCUGGAGGUGUUCGAGCUGCCGUCGCGGAAGCAGUUUUUGGUGCUCUUUGUCAACGGGUUGAUCGGGACUGUGCUGUCAGAGGCCCUGUGGCUGUGGGGCUGCUUCCUGACGUCGUCCCUCAUCGGCACCGUAGCGAUCACGUUGCAAAUCCCUCUGGCAAUGCUGUUCGACAUGAUGCUGCAUGGCAAGAGCUAUCCGUUGCUGUUCUACCUUGGCUCGUUGCCCAUGUUGCUGUCGCUGGUUUUGGUGGCAUUCCUGAUGAAGUACGACGACAGUGAUCCACUGCUAAGGUUCUGCAAGCUAAUCUACCGGCGGCUAUGGCACUGCCGGAAAACCAACAUCGUCCGGAUACCGGAUCUGGAGGAGCAGCAUGAAUCGCUUAUCGAUGACAGCCACGAGAACUAAGGGGUUCGGUAGCAAUCUUGAAAAGAUUUCAGCAAGGAGGGAUGUUGUCGUUUCUACAGUAUGGGAAGAUUUGCAAUAGGAAUUGUGAGUUACCGACACUCAUACGUUAUUUCUCAACAUUUGAGUUCCCGAAACCCAGUAGAACCUUGUGUUUAUUAGUAUUGAUGAACCGGAAAAUCUCCAUUUGAACGCCAUGGAACGCACGAGCUCGAAUAAGUUAACCAAUUCAGUAGUAAUUUGUGUCGCCCAGUGUUCUGCGAAUUCCAUUGAAUUGAUGUGGUCGUUUUAAAAUGUACUAGAUAUAAGGAUACAAAUGAAAAUAAUAAAACAAUAUUGUGAGUGCUGGAAAAUUGUGCAUUGCUUUGUACAAUAUUUAGAUAGAUUUUGUUUAAGCACAAACGAGGCAUUUCAGAAAUGUUUUUGUACCUAUAGUAUUUAGAUUUUGGUGUCUAACGCAAAUCAAAACGUGCGCAGAUCUACGAAGAUGGCGCCACGGUAGAGCACAAGAUCGUAUUUACAUACAUCAGAUGUAUAUUUUUGUACAAAAAAAAUGCAUUUCAACACUUCUUUACGAUUGGUACCAGUAUUUUAUCAUUCACCAUGUAACUAUAUUUCUUUAUGAUUUCAUUCUGCAAGUUACAUUCUAAUAAUUGGCUACUGAAAUUCACUUAUUAUGUACAGCACGUACCCUACGUUUUACUUUCACUUACAUCCCAAACUCUACAGUAUCUACACACUCACACAACACUCCGUAACUAUCAGUAUAUAGCGUAGCCAUAAAAUCAAGUUUGACUUACGGCACAUUAAGAACACAUUACACACAAUUACAUUCCUACUUAGGUUAGGUUCCGUGAAAAAAUGAAAGGAAAAUCUAAUUUGUGAUAUCCUAGAUAAGAUAUACAGUAAACAGAACACAACCACUCUAAAACGUUUAGAAUGUUUAAUAACCUGUUUUAUCUGUAGCUCGAGUUGACUUAUACUCCAGAAUAACAACAACAAAAAAAGAGUUCGAGUGAAGUAUGGAUAUAGAAAUCACCUAAAGUGUGUCUCUCACUACAAAGACUAAUGAUUUUCGAACAAUAAAAGUGGAAUACAAAACAUACAACAAUGUUCUAGACAAACCAUAGACAUUCCAAUUUUACACCAUCAAA
Aedes albopictus (Asian tiger mosquito) is the source of this 3310-nucleotide messenger RNA. RefSeq names its product solute carrier family 35 member F5. Bases 837 to 2159 code for a protein of 440 amino acids. The record is from RefSeq and is a predicted model, not a curated record. The transcript has 8 exons. Lineage: Eukaryota; Metazoa; Arthropoda; Insecta; Diptera; Culicidae. Gene Ontology annotation, cellular component: membrane.